Messenger RNA from Coregonus clupeaformis (lake whitefish), 4866 nucleotides. RefSeq names its product oxysterol-binding protein-related protein 2. The transcript has 14 exons. Gene Ontology annotation, cellular component: intracellular membrane-bounded organelle; membrane; cytosol. Lineage: Eukaryota; Metazoa; Chordata; Actinopteri; Salmoniformes; Salmonidae. Gene Ontology annotation, molecular function: cholesterol binding. Bases 685 to 2103 code for a protein of 472 amino acids. The record is from RefSeq and is a predicted model, not a curated record.
CAAACACAAGCAAGACAGACAGGCAGUCAAAAUAGCGAUUUUACUAAAACCACGGCAAAGGUUCAGGCUUUACUUUCGAAUCGCAAAGUAAAAAAUAUAAUUGUUUUGGCCAUAUGUGGACUACCCAAUAGUGUGCACACACACAUCGAAACUAGCCUAUCAUGUGAAAACAUGUUCAAGUGAGCUUUGCACGCAUCCUCUCCGGGCUUGGCGUUAUCUCUUAAUGGGGCUCCUGGGUGUGUUGGUCCUCUCCCCUUUGUCAUUUUGCUCUCAGCUCACCCCUAAGAGGCCGCUCGGCUUGCCAAAUGGGAUUCUAUUCAAAUGAGCUAGAUCGUUGCUGUAGCUACUGUUCGUCACAGUCCUCACAUACACACAGAGCUGAGUGUCUCUCGCGUGGUAACGUCUCUCCCAGGCUUGAGUUCUCUCUUCCUUUCCAGUCAUCUCAGACUCUGGCUUUGUAUGUUUACCAACCACACAUGACCAUAUGAGGAGCAGCAUAGAGAAUUUGAAUGGAACAACAGUAUGUGUCCAGCAGGUUUGCUGUGUGAGCUGCUGCCUGUCCUGACGUGGUGGUGGAGGAGGAAGUUGUCGUGCCAGUGACCAGUGAGGCCCACUAGAGGGACCAUGUUUUAGAGGCUCCUCCCUCUCCACUAGCACCUGGAGGUCCGGCUUUGACCCUGUACAAUGAACAACGAUGAUGAAUUUUACGACGCCGUAACAGGCUUGGACUCUGAUGAGUCGUAUGAAGGCACGUCGGAGGCCAGUUUUAAAGAUGCUGUGGUGUAUGACGGCACCCAGAGGAACAAUGGCUCCAUGUCACAGGAGAACGGAAUCAGCAAGCGCAGGUCAACGCUACCUGCCCCAAUGUUCUCCAGAAACAACUUUAGUGUGUGGGGCAUUCUGAAGAAAUGCAUUGGACUGGAGCUGUCCAAGAUCACCAUGCCCAUCGUAUUCAACGAGCCUCUGAGCUUCCUCCAGCGGAUCACCGAGUACAUGGAGCACACAUACCUAAUCAACAAAGCCUGCUCGCUGUCCGACUCCAUAGAGCGCAUGCAGGCGGUAGCUGCUUUUGCCGUAUCGGCCGUGGCGUCGCAGUGGGACAGGACUGGAAAGCCCUUCAACCCUCUGCUAGGAGAGACCUAUGAACUAACGCGAGAGGACCAGGGCUACAGGCUGAUCUCAGAGCAGGUAAGCCACCACCCGCCCGUCAGUGCCUUCCACGCUGAGAGCCUGGUCGGGGACUUUGUCUUCCACGGCUCCAUCUACCCCAAACUCAAGUUCUGGGGCAAGAGUGUGGAGGCCGAGCCCAAGGGAACCAUCACACUAGAACUCCUCAAGCACGGCGAGGUCUAUACGUGGACCAACCCUUUCUGCUGUGUACACAAUGUCAUCCUGGGCAAACUGUGGAUCGAGCAGUACGGCACUGUGGAGAUCCUGAACCACAGUACUGGAGAUAAGUGUGUGCUGAACUUCAAGCCGUGUGGCAUGUUUUGGAAGGAGCUGCACAGAGUGGAGGGCUACAUUCAGGAUAAGAGUAAAAAUAAGCUUUGUGUGAUCUAUGGGAAGUGGACCGAGUGCAUAUGGAGCGUGGACCCCCAGACGUACGAGUCCAACAAGAAGGCUGAGAAGAAGGGAGACUCUAAGAAACAGAAGAGUCCGGAGGAGCCUGAGGGGGCAGACAACGAUGUUGCAGACAACAUGCCUGAGGUCCAGGAGACAGUAGCUGUGAUCCCUGGCAGUACCCUGCUGUGGAGAAUAUCAUCACGACCCCAACACUCUGCUAAGAUGUAUAACUUCACUAACUUUGCCAUGUCGCUGAAUGAGCUGGAGCCUGGCAUGCAGGCCAACCUGGCCUCCACAGACUGCCGCCUGCGGCCCGACAUUAGAGCCAUGGAGAACGGAGACAUGGAUGAAGCCAGUCGAGAGAAGGAGAGGCUGGAGGAGAAACAGAGGUUGGCGCGGAAAGACCGUUCCAAGGACGAGGAGGAAUGGUCCACUAGAUGGUUCCAGUCAGGCACAAACCCCUAUACGUCAUCCCAGGACUGGCUCUACACAGGGGGCUACUUUGAUAGGAAUUACUCUGACCUUCCUGAUAUCUACUGAUCCAGGGGGGUUCCAUGAACACCCCCCCCCCACCCCCCUAACACCACCCCAAUCCCUUCAGCCUCCCUUCCCCCCCCUGCCAGUCCCCUGGCACCCCUGUUCUAAGCACCACACUGUCUCCCAUUGGAACUCUGAAGCGGCGAUAGCCUCUCCUUGGGUAACACAUGCGUCUGUGUGAGCACAAUCCUCCCCUCCACAGGCUCCUAACAGUGAUGGAAGGGAACAGUCAACAGUGAAAUCAGGGAUGUGAAUGCUCCUUUGACUGAUCAUUGGUUUGAAGGUUCUUUGGGACAUGUUUGUGGCAGCACAGGUGGAAGCAGACAUGAACAGAGACUGUGAGUCUGGAGGAGACUGUUUUGUGAUUGAACAGGAGUGCAUUGUGGGUACCCGCCCUCCUCCCUAUUAGACCUGGGUUGAAUACCUAUUUCAAAUAUUCAAAAUACUUGAGCUUGAUUUAACUUGUUUGGCAUGUGGAGUUUGCACUUUUGGAAUUAUUCCAUUGGUUCCAUUGCGCCUGACAAGCUAAACACAGCACACCUGGAGUAUUCCACCCAGGUCUGGCUGUCCCCUAUAUAUGUCCAGAGGGCGAGCUUCUCAUCACUGUACCUGUCAUGUAAUGUAACCUGUAUGUAUAGAUAAGAAUAAUAAUCAUUUGACCAUAUAGGCCAAUCACAUACAUCGAUCCACAUUGGCCACUGCUCAGUCUGUGAAUACAGCCCCUCAGUCAGGCAGUCAGCUAGUAAUUCCCCCAGCAUAAAUUAUUCCUUUGUUACUCUGCUGCAUGGCUAUUGGUUGGCUAGCUAACAGCGUUAGCGACCCCUAGCUCUGUGGCGGUGGCCUACCGUACGUUCAGCUGUUGUUGUUUACCUAGUCAGUCAAUUUAGAGUGUUCAAGUAAUCAUUAGUAAGAAAAUAACAAUGAGGGUUAAUAAGAUUAUAAGAAGAGUAUAAUGUGUACCAGAGGAGGCUGGUGGGAGGAGCUAUAGGAGGAAGAGCUCAUUGUAAUGUCUGGAAUGGAAUUAAUGGAACGGUAUCAAACACAUCGAACAUAUGGAAAUAACAUAUUGGAUUGAUUCCAUUCCAGACAUUACAAUGAGCCCGUCCUCCUAUAGCUCCUCCCACUAGCCUCCACUAAUGUGUGUGUGUGUGUGGCUCUGCGAGUGUGUAUGAAUGACUGUAGUGAUUUGUACAGAAUCUUAAGCCAUAUGGUUCCUUUUAACUACAGGUAUGGCUGGCAAGGGUGGUUUGCUGUGCAGUCAUUGGCUAUGAAUUGAUAAUUGUUACCUCAAGAACUAAAUAAUAGUUAUCACUAGAGCAUGAUAAAGCAUGUUUCAUGUAAGACAUACAUGUAUGUAAAUACCUACUUUUAUAAAUAUAGCUAGCUAAUCAUCAUAACUGUCCAACCAGCUCAAAGUGAAUUUGGAAUUGAUGGAAUAAUAGCCGAUAUAGAGUAGAAGUGAUUGUAUAAUAUUACCAGCUUCCCUUGUAAGCAUAUUGUUGCCUUCCUCAUGUUAGGAACUCUGUGUAGCUUUAAACCACACACUCUCACAUCACCAAUCUCUUUCACAAUGAUGAGCCAUUAGGUGUAAGUUCUUAUUUAUAAGAGACUGUGGCAUUGAAUCAUUUUUAUACCGAAAUAGUCGCACUCAUACAAUAUACGGUAGGGGUAUAUAUUUAUUAAUGUUCAGUUAAUUGUACUGCGGUAAAUAUUACAUUGAAGCCUUGUAGAUUAGAUCUGCAUGCAUGAAUCAAAGUGUAAACCAAUGUGCUUCUGCUUUGCAGGUCUUUCAAAGCAGCAAACGACUCUAGUAUCUGGCUAGUAAAACAUAAUGUCAUGUUGACCAUUGGGAAUACUCUUCAUGUGAGUCCAAACUGAAUCUUUUGACGUGAUACAAUAUUGAAAUGUAGGGGGAUUCAGUUUGGAUUCCCAUGUUACACUGUGCUUUUGAAACGACAGCCAAAAUCUAUGCAACCAACCAAUAGCUCUUAGUGUCUCUCUACCUUUACAUGUAUAAUAAUACACAUAAAUACUUUAGUUUUGUCAUUGGCAGGCAAACCAACAUUUAGAUUACUGUAUUGGUACCUUAUUUGACUGUAGAUGAGCCCAUCUCAUAAGUGAUUGUGUCCAUUUGGUCUGUGGAUCACCAUGGUAGUCUCUAAGUAAAGAUGAAUUUACAGUUUAGAGCAAUUUGAUCUUGACUGAAUAUUUGUGCCCCUCUCGCCCCAGUUUGCUACUUAUUUUGUUAUUUUUCAUUUAGCCUGACACGUCACAAAAUUACGUCUAUUGCUUUAACAAAUGUCUUAGUUUUUGUGGAAUUUCUGGUGGUUUGAGAAAUGGGCAACAGAAUGUGGCAAAAAGAUAUGGCGAACCAAGAAGCCUUGCAUUAUGUCUUAGCGUUGAUACGUUUUUUUCCCAUGGUUAUACUUAGUGCCUACAUUUAAGUAAGCCGAUUUUCCAAAACCUUUUUUUUUUACCUGCAUUUCAUUUAAUAUUUAAGGUGUUUUUACAUUUAUCAGAUCAGAGUUUGACACAUUUGUUUUUCUAACCCAUCUCUCUAUACAGUACUUUAUUAUUGUCAAUAACACUUUGAAAUGUUUAGGUCAGAAGUGUCCGUUUUCACCGUAUGUACAGGAAAUGUAUGUGAAACUGAUCACUACUUCUGGUUGUAUCCACACACUUCAUCACUGUUUCAUCAAAUGCUAAUUUGUUGACUAGCAACUUAAGACUAAUGUACCAACAUUAAAAAAAGUAGAUUUUAUCUUA